Messenger RNA from Cooperia oncophora, 324 nucleotides. The record is from the annotation of a GenBank genome assembly. NCBI's taxonomy places the organism in Eukaryota, Metazoa, Nematoda, Chromadorea, Rhabditida, Trichostrongylidae.
AUGAUACGCCGUGACGAUUGCGAAAAACUUGUUCAAUAUGUGCUUCAAUUGGCCAGAUAUGAUCUGAGCUAUGAUAUGUCGAUUAGCGUACCUGCCCUCUUCAAACGCCACGUUCUAGCAGCGCAUGCUGAGCAAAUAUUCAUGUCUAAAAAGCCAGCACCAGCGCUUCAGAGCAGUUUCAAAGAACGAGAGCAGUUUCAACUGGGAACGUUGUCACACGCCCUUAAUCAGCGUUGUGCACGAUACAAGACCUGCCCAACUUCCCGCAGGUUUCAUCGAUGCUCUAUGCGUCGAGAGGCGAAUUCACCGGAAGAAUUCAAGUAU